Lineus longissimus is the source of this 2681-nucleotide messenger RNA. RefSeq lists its product as uncharacterized. The record is from RefSeq and is a predicted model, not a curated record. Bases 277 to 1839 code for a protein of 520 amino acids. The transcript is spliced from 12 exons. NCBI's taxonomy places the organism in Eukaryota, Metazoa, Nemertea, Pilidiophora, Heteronemertea, Lineidae.
CAUACAAAUGCCAUAGCAUAUAGGGUGAGGCCUUCAUCACUGCACCAGACUACAUUUUAUGUAGGCCCAGGCCUACUAUCAUUUGUCAAUGUCGUCAACACAGUGAGGGCAAUGUCUGGGUCACGUCUGAUUCAGCACUACCUAGUCCUAGCCUAUAUUCUUCGUACGUGAAGCAUUUUAAUGUAGGCUGUGCGAUGUGAGAGUUCCCGAAUUCGAAUGGCGGCUUUUGAGUGACUUCAUCUUGCCUAUCAGCUGCUGCCUAUAUCAUGGUCCCUUAUGCCUUUGGCAGGCUUUUUUCCACUGAGGACUGAUCACUUUUUAACAUUGUCCUUGCAGACAUCGAAGGUAAAGCGUCCACGCACCAUUUUUACUGAAGAGCAACAGAAAGAGCUCAAUGAAGCCAUUGACUCUGGGCUGAGGAAGACCGUGGCUAACGCUAGCCAAAUUGCCGAUUUGGCUGCGAAAUGCUGCUUGACUGUCAAGCAGGUGGAGGAUUAUGUCAUAAAUCAUACGCGUGAUUCAAAUCCCCAAUCAACUAAGCGAGUGAAUGUCAAGCCAAGGGCCAAUACUGGCUUGAAUGGCUUUCAACUUUUCAUCAAGGAAAAUAACCACUCCUUCCCUGAACGUGAUGAACCCAACUCGACCAAAUUAAAAGCUUGGAAGCAGCACUGGGAUGCUUUGAGUCAGGAGGAGAGAAAUGACUUUAACGACAAAUCAAAAACCUUGGCAAGUGAGCCGCUGGAUAAUGUGCAAGUACAUGAAAGGAAGAGGUAUCUCGUGAAGUCUGCAAUUUUGUUGAUGGACAGCUUCCAAGAGGUUGGAAUGGAGGGCUACCUGCUCUUAGUUGACCCUAUGGCAAAGGCAAACGAGUUCAAUUACUUUAGUGGUGGUACUGCUGUUGGGAAAAAAUUCUUAGACUCCACAGAGGGCAGAGCACAGUCAGAUUUUAAUCUCUAUGUUUUGAAGGGAGUGGAGAGUGCUGUCCCAUCCACAUCAGCAUCAACUUCAUCAACGCAGUGUGCUGCAAAAGUGGUGCCCAGACAGUCGAAUUGGUUACAGAAUUCUGUUAAAGCUGGAAUGAAUGAACUCUAUGCCUCAUUUGUGAAGAAGCCUGAAAAAGCCUUUGCCUAUGCAGAGUUCAGUCGACAAAAGUUUGCGGCCUUAGGAAUGCCGUGCGACAUUGUUGCCAAGUUGCGUAAAAGCAACAAUCUAAGCGUGCUUGGAAAUGCCGACUUGGAGAAACUUGAUCUGCUGCUGAAGAAGGGUGAGAUCAUAUUGGUCUCCAGUCCCUCAACAAGUUCUAGUGAUCCAUGUCCAAGUUCAGGCAAUGGUCAGAAAGAAUUCGUUGUCAAUGUCGAGGAAGGAGGAAGAGGAAACAUUUUGGUUGUCCCAAGUCGUCAUGAGAACCAGGACCCCUUUCCAACUACAACGACGUCAGGAUCCAGCUCAAAUGGCAUUCAAGAAUUCUCAGGAGCAACGCCUACAUGUAUUGUAGCAGGUGGAGAAUCAGAUUCUGAAGGGUCCAUUAGUGUGGAAAUUGUGAAACCUUCUAAGAGGAACAAGAAGGAAACAAAUGCCAAGUCUGUUGCAAAAAAGAGAAAGGUCACUGUGGCAAAGAAUUCGCAGGUAUCCAACUUUGCUGCAAAGGAAUCAAAGCAGGUUACGAUCGAGGAGAGUGCCUUACCAGAUGGUCACUUUAUAGUUGAGAAGAUCUUGAAGGAUAGGAUGAAGAAUGGGGUCAGGGAUGGCUAUGAUUCGACGCACAACACGUGGGAGCCUAUGAAGGAAUUACCAAAAGACAUUGUUACAGACUAUUAUCAGAAUAAGAAGAAACAUUAGAUAGUUGUAGUACAUGACAUACAAUGAUGUCCAGUCAUUUUCAGAUUUUGAGUGGCCAUGGACAUAAGGCCAAAUUUCAAUGAAAAAAAACGACAUUGAAAUCUAAAUGCUGAAAUGGCGCAAAAAGAAAUUUCUGAAUAUGACAUGAACAUAAUCAGAGUUUGAACGACUACCACUGCUCUGUACAAAUCAUACAAAUAUCCAAUUCACAAUUAAAACGACAAAAACUGGGUCAAGACUAGUAACUUUCCACCUGUCAUUUUCCAUCAUGAAGGUUUAAGAACCAAAUGCAACAAUAUAACUAGAGUCAGACAUGGAUGAGCAGAAUACUCAUUUUCAAAUGAUCUCAACAUCAUACAACAAAAGUUGACAGCGAAUCAUAAUAACCACCCGGUCCCCGGUCUGGUCGUUCAGCAAUAACUGGAUUUACACAACGCACUGCAAACGUCUCCAUUGCAGGAAAUGUCCAAUGAUGAAUAUUGUGAACACGGCAGAACUUCAGUAUUUUCAGACAGAGGCUGCCAUAUGCAAAGAUAUCUGAAGCGAUAGAAAAUGUUUUUUUCCUACGAAGAACUUCAGGCGCAACAUCCUCUUCCUGAAUACUACGUACUUGUCUGGCCGUGAGAACCUUGGCAGAUUCUAUCUUGCAAGAUCUACUCCAAUUGACAAGAAACAAUUUCAUUCCUGGACUCUCUGAAGCUUCCACCACAACAUGUUCUGCCCUUAAGCUAUUCCAUAAAAAACCUUUUUUGAACACACUGUCAAGGUGAAUCCCAAGUGUAACCGCCACAUUGGCCCAUUCCUCACCACUCAGUGGUCGAUAAGCGUCUGUCGAUAGAAAG